GUGGUGUUGUAAAUCGAUAGAAGAUGGUGCAUGAGCGCAACCCUGGCAUCCCGCUUGAUGCGGGCUGGGUUUUGGAAACCCAGAUCAACCUGGCCGCCGUCAAGCGACGGGCAGAGUCACACAUGACGCGACGCUCAGUCAAGAUGGAAUGGCAAGCAGGGUGGUUGCUGCGUGCCGUAACAUGUAUUGAUUUGACCACCCUCUCUGGCGAUGACACGGAGACUAAUGUCAAGCGCCUCUGUUUCAAGGCCAAGCGCCCGAUUCGUCACGACAUUCUCGAAAAGCUGGGCUGCAGCCAUCUCAACAUCACCACAGGUGCUAUCUGCGUUUAUCCGUCGCGUGUGGCAGAGGCCAAGAAGCAUCUCCAGGGCAGCAACAUUCCCAUUGCCUCGGUCGCAGCCGGUUUCCCGGCGGGCCAAACCCCCAUGGAGCAGCGCCUCGAGGAAAUCCGCUACGCCGUUGCUCAAGGAGCCACCGAGAUCGACAUUGUAAUCACUCGUCCCUUGGUGCUUGCGGCUCGUUGGGAGGAGCUCUAUGACGAGGUCAAGGCCAUGCGAAAGACUUCAACGGGCAAAGAAGGCGUUAAUGCAACCUUCCCCGUGGCCAUCACCAUGCUGCGUGCCAUCCGCGACUACCAUCAACGCACGGGCUACAAGGUGGGCUUCAAGCCUGCAGGUGGCAUCCGUGCUGCCAAGGACGCUCUGUCUUGGUUGGCCAUCAUGAAGGAGGAGCUCGGUGACGAGUGGACUCGUCCCGAUCUUUUCCGUUUGGGAGCUUCGUCCCUCCUGACGGACAUUGAGCGCCAGCUCUUCCACUGUGCCUACAAGCGCUAUGCUGCUGCUCACCAGCUGGCCAUGUCCUAAGCCCGUCCCAACUCAUGUGCUUGCCCCCCUCCUGUUUCAAGCUGACAGCUCACAAUAGUCGCGGCUUGUUUGUUCUCAUUGGUCGAGCUGUUGUUGCCCCUGAUAUCAAGACUUGAACGCAUCCGCGCCCCAUGUGUUUGGUGUUGGGUCUGCCCCGUUUUCCAAAUCUAAAGCCAAGCUCC
Molecule: messenger RNA, 1045 nt
Organism: Monosiga brevicollis MX1
Lineage: Eukaryota; Choanoflagellata; Craspedida; Salpingoecidae
Exons: 6
Coding region: 24-863 (279 amino acids)
Biological process (GO): deoxyribonucleotide catabolic process; carbohydrate catabolic process
Cellular component (GO): cytoplasm
Molecular function (GO): deoxyribose-phosphate aldolase activity
Source: RefSeq, a predicted model, not a curated record